CUUCUAUAUAAGGACUUAUUUGACGCCUUUUUUGCAACUUCGAGGACCAAACUGACUCUUUACUCGUAUUUAAGGUGUUUUGUUCACAAUUACCCCAACCGAUGGAAUCUAUUUUUAACAUGGGCCGAGCUAUGGUUUAACACAAGUUAUCAUCGCUCAAUUAAUAUGACGCCUUUUGAGGCUCUUUAUGGGCAUCCCCCACUUAUCCUCCGGUCCUAUAAAAAUGGAAUGUCGCCCUUGGCCGAAGUUGUUGAGCAAAUGUGCACCCGUGAAGUUCUACAAAGUUUACGUCAUAAUAUUGUUGUAGCAGAUAAUCACAUGAAGCAACUAGUUGACACAAGAAGACGGGAAGUUCACUAUCAGAUAGGUGACCAUGUGUAUUUGAAAUUGGAACCUUUUCGGCAACAUUCUGUUUUUAAGCGGGUUAGUCAGAAAUUGGCAUGUAAAUUUCUUGGUCCUUUCAAAAUAUUUGAGAAGUUCUUUGAUGUUGCUUAUAGAUUUGAUCUGCCACCCGAAUUACGAAUACAUCCAGUCUUUCAUGUUUCGCUCCUUAAAAAACACAUUGGGGAUGAUAUUCCAUCAACAACAACACUACCUCCAUACUCAUGUGAUGGCCAACCUGUUUUUGAACUAGAGAAAGUCAUUCGCUUUCGUAACAUAAGAACCCGAUCAUGAGUAAUUCGUGAAGCCUUGAUCACGUGGGCGUCUCUUCGUUCUGAAGAUGCCACAUGGGAACGAGUAGAGGUCAUCAGACAACAAUUUCCUGACUUUAACCUUGAGGACAAGGUUCGACUUCGAGAGGAGGGCAAUGAUGAGGAUGCAGGGCCAAUGACCCGUCAUAGUAAGCGGGCCCGAAGAAGCAGUACAAGACUUCGGAACUAUUUUACUUAUUGAAGCUUCCUGAUCAAUUGCGAUAAUUAUUAGCUUAAGCUUAUUUAAUUAGUUAUUUAAUUUACAACAUUACUAUUUUUAGUUAAUUCAUAGAUGAGUUAUAUUAGAGUUAGUCCUGAUAUUAUCUAUCCUUGUUGUGCAAGGGUUAGUUUGCAGGUAGGAUUGUUUGGGGGUAUUAAUACCCCUUUUGCUUAAUAAAACGUAUGGACUUAUUUGCUUAACAACGUUGUUUGGUUUUUCUAUCACCGUUAGAUAGAGAAUUGGUCUCCUUUACACCGUGAGUAAAGGCCGCCGGUCUUUAUAUUUUUUCAUCAGAGGACCAUUUUAACUAUUUUUCAUAUAAUUUUUUCUUUAUUUUAUUAAUAAAUUAUAUUUUAAUUUUUUUUCACAAAUUAGAAGAAUCAACCAUUGCAGCCACUUCAGUUAAAACUUCAUAAAUUUCAGCAGAAUCAACCGAUACAGCGGAUUUGAGUGUUAGCAAACGGGCCCUCCAUAUUUUACCUCCAUAUUUUAUUUAGUGUGUCCUUGCCUAAGAUUGCAUGUUCUUCGAGUAAUUACUUUUUCUCUAGAACAUCCUCUUAAGGAGAGGUAGUAACAUGAUGUGGAAUACCAUGUGAAAUUAGAUCCCAUUUCUCGUACAGAUCACAUCACAUCUUAAAUCUAAAAAGAUUCACCCAACUCAUGUCUAGACCACAAAACACUUGUUUACUAAAAGAAAUACACAUGUUAAUUACACAUGUUUCUAGCCCAAAUUCUUAUAUACUCUGUACUAGUUUAUUACUACGUAUUAUUUUAUACAAAAUGGGUGUGAUACAAAUUUAAUGUACUUCAACAACCCCUUUACCACAGGCUCUUAAUGGGCUACUAUAAAUCACGUGCUAUUGCUAAACAAAAAAUUACUCCGUAAAACACAUUUGAACUCGACUCUACUACCAUAUUAAAAAUUGAGGUUACAUUAAAAAGGUUAAACUAUUAUAAAAAGUAGUUCAAUGUCUUAUAUAUACUCCCCAUGUUCCAGAGUUAACUCUACCGUUAAGUUUGACUUUUGUGGUCAAAGUUUAUUUAUGUUUGACGAUGGUUAUUUAAAUAUGCAUGUUUGUAAAAUUUAUAAUAACAGAUAUAUAUUUCAUUAGUACAUACCUAAUUACAUAGCUAGUAUUACACUAAUUAUUUAAAAGUGUUUUGUUCCUUGUUAUGCAUUAAUGUAAUUUUUAAAUAAUCAGCUAUCAAAGUUAAUAAAGUUUGACUUUAAAGUCAAAACUAUAAAGUAAGUUAUGGGAGUGGUAGUAUUAGUUUACUACUCUCUCGUUCUCACAAUUAAAAUUUCAGUUUGACUUUAUGAUCUUCUAGACGGACGUUUGAUCAUAAUUAUCUAUAAAUGAAUACAUUUAUAAUCUAUAAUAAAUUGACAUUUGAAUAAUUCAUAUCACAAAUUUACAAUGAAGCACAAAAAAUAAUUUUUUAUGGAUACAUAUUGUUAAAUGUUUAGUAAUUGACGGUCAAAGUUUAACAAGGUUGACUCAAAAGUCUAACUGAGACUUUAAUUGAGGGAUGAAGGUAGUAUUAUACACUAAACUAGUGUGAGAUGAAUAUAAUCACUCGGAUAGUCGGAUAUAUAUGAAUGUUUCAAGUAUACUCUUGUACUCCGUAUGAAUGUUUGUAAUUUGAUCAUCUUUGUAAUUUGAUCAUCUCUGAUUGAGGAUUUUUUAUUCAAAAGUGAGAAUCAAGCAUAAUAUAUUAACACGUGUUAUAAAAAAGAACAAUUAAUUCGAGCAUAAUAAUUUUAUUUCUAGGUGCGGGGAUCCUACUGACCUACUUUAGGAGAAAAUAAUGAACGGGAUCCAACUGACCUACUUUAGAGGAAAAUAAUGAAGUCAAUACUCCGUGUUUAAUUUUGGGGGUACUAGUAUUUAGGGGGAUUAUGUUAAAAUCUAAUUCAUACCCCUUGUAUUCUUUUACUCCAUCCGGUUCACAUUAAUCUUUACACUUAACUUCACAUAUAUUAAGGAAAUAAAUUUGAUUUUAAUAUAGAAUACACUGUUUGACACUGUUUUGCAUUGUUUGGUGUAGAUUUGUAAGGCAAAUAAGGAAGUGUAAAGUUUAAUAUGGUACUUCUUAACAAGGAAAGUAUAAAGAUUAAUGUGAACCGGAGAAAGUAUUUGUUACGACAGAUUUUUUCACUAAUUUUAAUCAUAAAGCAAUAGAACUAUAGAAGUAAUAGAAAAGGUACGAGAAAUGAAAAGUACAAAAAGUAAGAACUAUGGAGUAGAUUACUCAUUCUGUUCUCUCAUACUUGUCCUCAUUUCCAUUUUGAAUUGUUCUUAAUAGUUGUAUUUCUUUUCAUUUUUAGAAAGUUUUUUCAAUAUACAUCCGUUCUCUUUCAUACUAUUUAAUUCUUUUUCAUACUUUUUAUUUAAACACAACUCACUGCACUUUUUACAUUACCCCUAUUAUUUUUCUCUUAAUAUUUGUGUCAAACCCUAUAGGGACAAGUAUUGGAGAACAGAAGGAGUAUUUUUUUAGGAUGUUUUCUUUUGGACUCAAAUUUGCUGGUCUAGUCUGGUCUGGUUUGAUCUGGUCUGGUCUGAUUGGUUUGAUUUGAUAAAUGUCUAAUUUCUGUGUAUUUUAUAACUAUGAAGGUCUGAUCUGGUCUGGUCUAUUAUGGUCUGGUCUGGUCUGAUCUGGGACGAAAAGCAAUUUAAAAGAAAAAUCCUUAAUACUCCAUGUAAGGAAUAAAAAAAAUGAGAAAAUGUUGCAGAAAUUUAUUUAUUUUUUAAAAAAGUUUAGCAAAUAAAAGAAUAUGGGAAGUACCAAAAAACAGAAAGCAGAUAGAAAAAUGAUUAAGUGGAGAGAGUGUUACCUAAAUAUUUGGGACGCACAGAGAGUAAGAAGCUAUAUACGCGGCCAGCUGAUACCCAUGACCCAUCUCGACAAAGGGAAUUCGAGAAGCAAGUGAUUGCCUCCUUAGUUUUGAGGGUUAGCUCUGAAGUCAAUUAAUCCAAAUACGUAUAUUGUCUUCAAUUCGUACAAUAUGUGAUUUGCAUGUUCCUCCACCAUGUGUUCUAAGGGCAAGUUGAUGCCCCCAGCUACUACUGAGGAGUCUCACUCUUCAUUACAACGCCCCUCUUUCAUAAUUUGUCAUGUUAUGAAAGAGUUACAAAUUGCAAUUCAGAGUCUCUUCGGUCUUUAUUCUUGGCUUUUGGCUUAAUAAAACACUUAUUUACCAAAACACUGCCAAUUUUUUACUUUUCUCGACUUUCAGGUGAAAAGUGCUUUUCCCUUUUCUAUUACACAAAAAACACUUAUUUUACCAAACACUACCAACUUUUACUUUUCAAAAUCACUUUUUCCUCAAACACUAUCAACUUUUACUACUAAUCACUUUUUCCAAAUCACUCCAAAAGUGUUUUUUUAAGAAGAAGCAGAUGCAAACCCUCCUUGAAUGUGUUGGGGGAGUUGAAUGAAAAGAUCUGCUGAACUAUGAUAAUAUAUAUAUAUAUAUAUAUAUAUAUAUAUAUAUAUAUAUAUAAUCCGUACUAUACUAUAUCAAUAAAAUACGGAAAUUUUCAUAUGAUAACGGCUAAAAUAGUCGAAUUCAACAAUUUCAGUCAGAAAGGAAACUUUACCUUAAGGCCCAUUUGGUAACACUGAAUAAAAUUGGUUGAAUCUGCUGAUAUUUAUGAAAUUCUGGUUGAAUUACAUUGAUCGAAUCUGAUGUGCUUUGGAAAAAUUACUUUUAAAAUAUAUUUCAUUAAAUAAAUCAAGAAAACAUUACGUGAAAUAAGCUAAAAUGGUGUUCUAUAUUAACUUUAGUUGAUUCAAUAAAAAAGCAACUCCAACCUUAAUUAUUUUGAUUAUUACUCAAUUAAGCGAGCAAACUAAAGUUGAGAACUACAUAUUUGAUAAAAAAAAAACAUGGUUAAUAAGGCUGAAAAUAGGGGAUACCAAACAAGCUCUUAUUUCUAUUAUGUGUUUCUUAAAAAAUGAUUGAUAACGUUGAUAAACAGAAAAGAGAUGUUAAAUUACCAAUUAAAUGAGCUCCGAGUUUUUCACAUAACAAAAAAAUAUGAAUCCCAAGUCAGAUAUUUUAAAAAUGGACAAACUAAUUCACUUACAUGAACUAGUAUAAAUAUUUAAUUAAUUACGUACUCCGCCUGUCCUUCAAAUAACUUUCUCUAUUCCUUCUUCCUAAAAGGUUGAAUCCCCACCUCCCCUCACGUCAUGACCCGACAAGACUUUUGAGAGGUUGUAAUGACGUCACGGUGACUCAGCCGGCUUAAUGGUGAUAGACUUUGUACCUGUGAGCACGAGAGGUUCAGCCCAACACCCAUGAGCUGUAAACUUUUUGUAUUCCUUAUUAAUGAGAAUAUUAUCCGAAAUAGGAGUAAAAAAGUUUAAAAUUCUAACAUAGGACUGCCAUGUUUUUAUUCCCAAAAUAGGACUAAUUACUGACAUGUUUUGGCAGUACCAGACUUCAAACAUGAUAGUAUUUUUCAAACUUGGCAGUAAUUACUCAUAUUUUGGGAAUAAAAACAUGGCUGUCCUAUUUGGAAUUUUCAAACUUUUUUACUCCUAUUUCGGGAACUUUCCCCUUAUUAAUUGGAAUGUGUCUAAAUAAAGUGUUGGUUUCUCAUUUGGUAAAUAAAUUCUUACUUGAUCCCUCCAUCCUAUUACUUCCUCCGUCCCAAAAAACUUUGUCAUUUCAAAAAAUUUGAACCUUAAUUUUGAUUAGUAUGAUAUUAUGAAAGUUAGAAAUUUUAUAUGUUUAUGAAAGUACUUUUAACAAAGAACAUUUUCAUAUAAUUUUUAUAUUAUAAGUAAUAUUCAAUUAAAAGAUAUAGUCGGUCAAAGUUUUGAAAAUGGCAAAGUUUUUUGGGACGGAGGUAGUAUAAUUGUGCAGUUUUUCCCUUUCAUCUUGUAUAAUAAAUUCAUAAUAAUGGAUAAUAUUUAUUUGAGUUUGAAUCAUUCUUACCUUUUCACAUUUUAUCAAUAUCUCCUCCAUGGCUGCAUAUGACCAGGAGCGUAGUUGGGGGUUGGCCAGCCUAGGCCCCGCCCCACCUCAAAUUUAAAAAAUAAAUGUAAUUUUAGUCUAAAAGGCUCUGUAUAAAUUUUUUCCCCAAAAUAUUCUUUGUACCGGUCCAAUUCGGCCCCGUGUUCUGGUUCCACCCGUGCGCAUAUCAAACUAUUAUGAAGUAUGAACAACUUCAAAACCAUACGGAGUAUUUUUCUGUUGACCCCAACGGUAAAAGUCUACUUUCCCCAACAUCGCUUCUUUUCUCUUCUUGUUGACCCCAACCGUAAAAGUCCGGGGACAGGUAGUAUCAUUUGCUCUAUUACAUUAGAGUAAUAGAGUACUCUUAUACCUGACCGGAGCCCCGUCCGGCCUCCUCCAUUUGGGGCCUUUGCGGUGGUAUUUUUUGCUCAAAUUUUUUGUGUAGGUUUCUCAUCAAGUCUAGUUCAUCUAUACCAAAAAUACAUAUUCCGGACCAGUUAACUUGCAAAAAUCAUUUGACGAUCUUCCCGAUUGAAUUUUUGGCUGAAAUUUGGUAUGGAUGAACUAGACUUGAUGAGAAACCUACACAAAACAUUUGAGCAAAAAAUACCACCGGGAAGGCCCCCAAAUGGAGGAGGUUGGACGGGGAGAGUGGUCCGGUCUGGCCGGACCUGAAUAGUUGUGUAGAGUAAUAUAAUCUCAAAUUCCAUUUCAAAAAGUCAAAGGUAAAAAUUCUCUUUUAUAAAGUCUCUGUUUUUCAAACAAGUUACUAAGAACACCCUAAUAGGCUAAUAGUUCCUUACACACUCUUACAUGUAGCUGAGUCUUUUUAUGCGUAGGACUCAGCUACAUAUAUUCAUAUUUAUUUUAAUUUUCAUUUUUAUCACAUUUAAUCCAUUUCAUCUACUUUUAAUUUGCUCCAAUCCUUGAAUCCGGUGCAAUGUCCAUUUGUGAAUGUUGUCAUAGACAUGGUUUACAAUUUAUUUCUCUCUCCCCAUUUUUUCAUUUUCCCUACACACCAUUUUGUCUACAUACUAUGUAUACUAUUAGAUUAAAAUAAUCAUUUUGAGCCUGUUUGGUAGUCCAUUUUUUCAACUCAUCGGGCUUAUCAGAUAACGUUUUCACCAAACACGUCACUUUUGGUUUCGUGCGCUGAAUUGUGAAAUAAUAAGAAAAAGUGUUGUUGAAGUUACUUUUCUGGCUAUAUUGGCUGAAAUUACCGCAGAGGAACAUUUUAGGUAAUCUUUCAUAUAAUUUUUUAUUUAUGUUAUUAAUAAUAAAUAUUUUAAAUAUAAUUUUUUUCAAAAAUCAGCAUAAUCGGCCAAUCCAUCCACUUCAAUCAGAACUUCAUAAAUUUCAGUAUAAUCAGCCGAUUCAGCUGAUUUCAGUGUUACCAAACAGGCUUUUUACGUGUAUCCCCGACCUAUGUUACAUUACAUAGGAACAACUUUACUGCUAUCCAUUUUUCCAUUUGAGAUAGCUCUAAGUGACUGGUAUGAUAUCAUUAUAAUGCUGAUUAAUACUCCCUCCGGUUCACAUUCUUCUUUACAGUUUGACUUCACAAAUAUUAAAGAAAUAAAUUUGACUUUACUGUUUGGCACUGUUUGGACACUGUUUGGCACUGUUUGUAAGGCAAAUAAGGAAGUGUAAAGAAGAAUGUGAUACCAACAAAAAAGGAAAGUGUAAAGAAGAAUGUGAAUGGAGGAGGGAUUAAUAUUUUAAGAGAUAUUACCCGAAAUAGGACUAAAAAAGUUUGCAAAUUCCAAAGUAGGACUUUCAUGUUUUUAUUUCCAAAAUAGGACUAAUUACUGUCAUGUUUUGGCAGUACCAGACUUCAAACAUGGCAGUAUUUUUCAAAUUUGGCAGUAAUUAGUCCUAUUUUGGGAAUAAAAACAUGACAGUCCUAUUUUGGAAUUUUCCAACUAUUUUAGUCCUAUUUCGGGAACUUUCCCAUAUUUUAAUCACAUUGUACACAAAUUUGUAGAGUAUGGUACGUACAAGGUAGAUAUUCAUUAACUAGACUAGUUUCGAAACAAGUUUUAGAGUAGACUUGGUCACAUAUAGAUCAUAGGAUUGAAAGCAUGGACAAAGCAGGUGAAACUUUGAUGACACCCACCCUACAUACAUAAGAAUCCACACUUCAAAAUUACUUUCUGUUGUCUGACUUUUCUCUUUAAUUUAAUUUUUUUAUACCCAUCAUCCCAGUCUCUUCUUCUCACUUCUUCUCACUUCUUCUCUUAUCAUUUCAUCUCCUCCUCCACCGACAAACCUAUAGCCAGCUACUAUAUGUAUAUGUAUAUAUAUACGGCGCCAUCAUCAAUAACAUCUGAUUCUUCUCAUCUAACAACAUACAUACAUCUCUCUCUCUAUCUAUCUGUAGAUCACUGUUCAGAAAACAUAAUCUCUGAGCUGAAUUGAAGGAAGAAAGCAGGAAAAAGAAUGGUACAGCCCAACAAGUUCAGAGGUGUCAGACAACGCCAGUGGGGCUCUUGGGUUUCAGAAAUCCGCCACCCUUUGCUAAAGAAAAGGAUUUGGCUGGGGACAUUUGAGACUGCGGAGGAGGCCGCCAAAGCGUACGAUCAAGCAGCGGUAUUGAUGAACGGCCAGAAUGCCAAAACCAACUUUCCCACUGUGAAUGACAAGGGCAGCAAAGCCGUAAACGCCGGCGGCAGCGGCGACGGGAGUGGUGUAACUCCGUCCCCGCCGAUCCCCGCCGACGUUCUAAGCGCGAAGCUGAAGAAAUGCUGCAAAAACCCGUCCCCGUCGAUCACUUGCCUGAGGCUCGACACCGACAGCUGCGACAUCGGGGUGUGGCAGAAAAAACCCGGAGGCGGAGGAAAGAGCGGCGGUUCGGGGUCGGUUUGGCUUACGAAAAUCGAGCUCGGGGGCAGCAAAAAGAUGUUGGAAGAUCAACUUCAAAUCCUAUCGCCGUCAUCGAGUGACGGCGAUGACGGAGGUUGGUAUAAUUCUUGGGGUGGAGGAGAAUCAUCUUCAUUAUCAUCAAUGUCAUCAUCAUCUAAUGAGGCUAUUAUUGCUGAAAUGGAUGAAGAAAGUAGAGUGGCAUUGCAAAUGGUUGAAGAGCUGCUUAACUGGAAUUGAAUGAAGAUUCCAAGCAGUGUUCCUUUUCAAUUAAUGCUUUCAUGUGCCUGCAUAAAAUAAUGUAAUAUAUAUAGUAUAUACAUACAUAUAUAUAUAUAUGUAUAAUAAUAUAGAUAUAUACUAAUAAUAAUUAUAAACUAACAAAUUAUUUAAAAGGGGAACCUAGAAUUAUAUAUAUACCUCCUUUGAGCUUGGGAUCAUGCAUUCAAGUUGGGAAAUUGAAGCAGCUUCUUGCAAAAUUGGUUACCUAAAUGCAUGGUGAGGUCCUCUGAUCUGUCCAUCCUGUUGUUAAAUAAUGGAAAAAUAUUAUUUUUGCUAAAAAUAAAAAAUUAUUCCUCACCAAAUAGAAUUAUUAGUUACUUUUAUUCUAUUCUGGAAGUGAAGAAUUAUUUGUUAGUAAAAGAACUAGUUAGAUAUUUAUUCUUUAUUUUUAUUUAUAAAUUUGAUGUCUUUAUUGUUCUAGUUGUCAGCCAAUAUGGGCUAUGGAGUAACAAUUCAUUCUAGUUAGCUCCAAUAUUAUGUUGUAACUAAUAAUAAACAUAAAUAAAAGACUGAAUAUAAAAUAUUAUAUUUUGUUGUAUAUUCAAAUAUAUGUUCUGAUGCCAGAAGAAUGGAGACAUGAAGGGCACAAGUCUUCAGAUGUUUAUUUAUUAAUUUA
Molecule: messenger RNA, 9641 nt
Organism: Cuscuta epithymum
Lineage: Eukaryota; Viridiplantae; Streptophyta; Magnoliopsida; Solanales; Convolvulaceae
Source: the annotation of a GenBank genome assembly